AUUCAUUCUUCACACCAAAUUCCUUCAGCAUUUUGGCUUUCAUGGCCGUUCGUCUUGUUGCAGUGCUGCUCUUUGCUUUGGCUCUUUCUGGGGUUCAGCUCUCGAGUUGCCAUGUCCUCAAAGGGAAGCUCGCUUGCCUUGAUUGCAGUAGCCGUUAUGACUUCUCAGGCAUCAAGGUUCUAGUGAAGUGUGAUAAUGCGAAAAGGUUGGCUACAAGUACAACCAAAAGUGAUGGCUCCUUUGAGGUUGAGCUUCCUUCAGAUAGUAGCUCAAGAACUUCAACUACUCCACUGAAUUGUCUAGCCAAGAUUGCUGGUGGUUCAAGUCAGCUCUAUGCCUCAAAGAAGAACAUGGUGUCCAAGAUUGUGAAAACCCAAGAUUCUAGCCCAUACGCCAUCUCCACUCCUCUUGUGUUUUCCACUACAUCCCCUCCACUUGGGAAGAUAAAGGACAUAGGUUCCUCCAAGACAGUUGAUCUGCCUCUCCCAAGGGAAUGGGGCUUGGCACCUUCUAGCUAUUAUCCUCCCUUCAUUCCCAUCAUUGGAAUCCCUUGACUUGGAACCUUAUAUAGUUGUUAAAUAUAUGUGUGUGUGGCUUUGAAUAUGAAGAAAGGGUGAAUUAAUUUGCUCUAUAUUAUAUGUUUAAUUAAGUGAAUUGUGUUAUGAAUUGAAGCAUGUGUUCUUGCAUUUGAAUCA
Molecule: messenger RNA, 695 nt
Organism: Hevea brasiliensis (rubber tree)
Lineage: Eukaryota; Viridiplantae; Streptophyta; Magnoliopsida; Malpighiales; Euphorbiaceae
Exons: 2
Coding region: 42-554 (170 amino acids)
Source: RefSeq, a predicted model, not a curated record